AUGACGUGGACUCUGGGUGUCCUCUGCCUCCUCAUCGCUGCAUCCUGUGCGCUGGAGGUGUGCUACGACGAGCUGGGCUGCUUCGAAGACCUGCCGCCGUGGGGGGGCACCGCCCAGAGGCCCGCCGCCAUCCUGCCCUGGUCUCCCCAGGAGGUGGGCACCCGCUUCCUCCUCUUCACGCAGAAGAACCGCUACUACCAGGAGAUCAAACCCGAUCAAAGCAUCCAGGCGUCAAACUACGGCGGCAGGAGGAAGACUCGGUUUGUCAUCCCAGGCCUGGUGGUGACAGACGAUGAGGACUGGCCUCAGGAGAUGUGCAAGGUCAUGGUGAAGCAGGAGAACGUCAACUGCAUCGCUGUGGAGUGGAAGAAAGGAGCCCGGACGCAAUAUGCUCAGGCCGCCAACAACGCCAGGGUGGUGGGAGCCCAGGUGGCGUCCAUGCUGUCCUUCCUCAUGGGCCGCUACAAGCAGACCGCAGACAAGUUCCACAUCAUCGGCCACGGCGUGGGAGCUCACGCCGCCGGGGAGGCCGGCAGCCGGACACCGGGCCUGGCCCGCAUCACAGGACUGGACCCGGCCGAGCCGUACUUCCAGGACACGGAUGCGGCGGUGCGCCUGGACGCCGGCGACGCCUCCUUCGUGGACGCCAUCCACACCGACGCCCUGCCCUUCAGCUCCGGCCUGGGCCUGGGCAUGAGCCGGCCGGUGGGCCACGCCGACUUCUACCCCAACGGAGAGCUGAUGCCCGGCUGCUCCGCCAACAGAGGACCGCCCAGCGAGCUGGACGCCAUCUGGCAGGGCGACUCACGGUUCGAUGCCUGUAACCACGCCCGGGCCUACCUGUACUACGAGGAGAGCCUGGUCCAGCCGCGGGGCUUCGUGGGAUUCCCCUGCUCCGACAGCAAGGCCUUCGCCGCCGGACAGUGUUUCUCCUGCCCAGACGGCUCCUGUCCUCUCAUGGGACACCAUGCUGACAAGUCUGCCGGGACGGACGGCGUCUCAAAGACAAAGUACUUCCUCAACACCGGCCGAACGGCGCCCUUCAGCCGUUACAGCUUCAGAGUCAGCCUGACCCUGGACGGCCCCAGUUGGCCCAACCCGGGCUUCAUGUACGUGGCGCUGGCGGGACAGUACGGCACCACCCAGGAGCACCAGCUCCACGUCGGCACGCUGGUGCCGGGACGGACGUACGACAUGCUGCUGGACGCGGAGCUGGACGUGGGCCGGGUGGAGGAGGUGAGGUUCCGCUGGAACAACCACAUCCUGAACCCCAUGCGGCCGCGGUACGGCGCCUCCCGGGUGGCGCUGCAGCGAGGAUCGGACCAGGAGACCAUGCAGUUCUGUGGAAUGGAGACCGUGGUGGAGAACGCCGUCCAGGCCGUGCCCCCCUGCUGA
This is a messenger RNA of Salarias fasciatus (jewelled blenny), 1395 nucleotides long. Its product is annotated as inactive pancreatic lipase-related protein 1-like. NCBI's taxonomy places the organism in Eukaryota, Metazoa, Chordata, Actinopteri, Blenniiformes, Blenniidae. Gene Ontology annotation, molecular function: lipoprotein lipase activity; protein binding. The record is from RefSeq and is a predicted model, not a curated record. Gene Ontology annotation, biological process: lipid catabolic process.